UUUAAAUGCUAAUAACAUCAUUUGUAAAGCGACAGAAUACCGGCGUGACGUCAGAAGAGCGACACCUGUGGCAGACAUCUUUAGUAACGAAGCUCUGACGGCAGCGUAAUGGGGUCGUCUAAGAAACACAAGGAGAAGGAGCGAGAUCGCGAUGCUUCACUCGCAGGGGGUGGAGGGGAAGAUCGUCACAGAGAGCACAAGAAGCACAAGCACAAAGAACGAGAGCGAGAAAGGCGCAAGAGAUCCCGGGAAAGAGAGAGGCCUCGGGACAGAGAGGGAAGGUCAAGGGCUACCAAGGAAGCAGACUCUCGCAGGAUUAAAAGGGAGAAGCUGGACUCUUCUUAUGAGCACGGUAUUGCUCCCAAAUCUGCAGGUGGGGAUUCAUCAUUAAGCAUUGAGGAGACAAACAAACUGCGUGCUAAACUUGGCUUGAAACCCUUGGAAGUGAAUACAGUUAAAACAGAGUGUGGCACUAAAGAAGACCCCGUUGCAGCCGCUAUUAUUAACCCAAUGGUCCUGAGGCAUCAACAAGAGAUAAGAGAGAAAUUAGCAGCUGCAAAAGAGAAAAGGAUGCUGAACCAGAAAUUAGGAAAAAUAAAAUCCCUGGGGGAAGAUGAACUGUGGUUAGAUGAUACAGCCGCUUGGAUUGAGCGAAGUCGGAAGCUUCAAGCAGAAAAAGAUAAAGCUGAGAAGAGGGCAAAACUGCUAGCAGAAAUGGAUGAAGAAUUUGGUGUGUCUAAUCUUGUGGAAGAGGAAUUUGGACAAAAGAAGCAUUACACCUCGGAAGAUUUGCAGGGACUGACCGUAGAGCACAAUACAGAGUCUUUUGGUGAAGGGAAGACUGUAAUUCUAACCCUCAAGGACAAAGGUGUCCUUGAUGAAGAUGAUGCUGAUGUCUUAGUUAAUGUAAAUAUGCUAGACAAAGAAAGAGCAGAUAAAAAUGUAGAGCUUAAGAAGAAACGACCUGAUUACAAACCAUAUGAGGAAGUGGAGAAUGUAGAUGACAUGGUAAUGUUCCGGCACAAAUCUGUACUUUCCAAAUAUGAUGAGGAGAUCGACGGGGAGAAGAAGAAAUCAUUCCGCUUGGAGAGUGGUGGAACUGCAGAUGGGUCUUGGGAAAAGGAGCUGCGGAGUAUACGGCAAACCUUACACAACCAGGCACAAACCCUAGAACUUCCAGGAUUGAAAAUUGCAUCUGAGUACUAUACACCUGAUGAGAUGGUGUCCUUCAAGAAGACAAAGCGGCGAGUGAAAAAGAUUCGCAAGAAGCAGACAAAUGAUGACCUCAUACUCGUAAAACCAGAUACCCGAGAGAAUGACUUUGGUUCCAGAUCUCGGGGGCGUGGACGUAGAUAUAUUGUUGAUUCUGAAGACGAGGAGCAAAGUGUGGCGCUCAAUAAUGUCAUGCCGCAAUCUGAUGACCUUCGUUGGGAGAACAUGGAGAUUAGUGACCAAGAGGAUAUGCCAGACUCUUCAGUUGUUGUGGACGAAGAUGAAUUGGAAAUUGAGUUACAAAAACAGCUUGAAAAAAGUAGACGUCUCAAGCAGAUCCAGCAACAGAAAGACAGCAGUGAGAAGAUUGUUACAAUGGUAAAAAAGCUAAACACUCAGAAGAGUCAAGAUGAAGAUGAAGAUGACGAUAAGAAAGGGUCCAUUGUGUUCAAUGCAACUUCUGAAUUCUGCAGGACACUUGGGGAGAUACCAACAUAUGGGCUAGCAGGGAACAGGGAAGAUCAAGAGGAUUUAAUGGACUUUGAAAAAGAGGAGGAGGAGUCUGAGAAUGAAGAUAGAGACUCUGACGGAGAUGAAAACCUUGGCUGGAGUAUGGUGAACCUGGAUGAAGAGAAGACACAUCAGGAUUAUUCUGCCUCUUCAACAACCAUUUUGGAUGAAGAGCCAAUUGUGAACAGAGGCCUGGCUGCUGCAUUACAGCUGUGCCAGAACAAAGGCUUAUUAGAGACAACUUUACAAAAGAUAGCACGUGUUAAAGCUACCAAUAGGUCCCUUCCUUCAGCUGUAUACUGCAUAGAAGACAAAAUGGCAAUAGAUGACAAGUAUAGCAGAAGAGAAGAGUACAGAGGAUUUACACAGGACUUCAAGGAAAAAGAAGGCUACAGACCAGAUGUCAAGAUUGAGUACGUCGAUGAAACUGGACGGAAGCUUUGUCCAAAGGAGGCUUUUAGACAACUGUCUCACCGGUUCCAUGGCAAGGGCUCUGGUAAAAUGAAAACAGAAAAGCGUAUGAAGAAACUGGACGAGGAAGCUCUGCUGAAAAAGAUGAGUUCUAGUGACACCCCUCUUGGUACCGUUGCACUGCUUCAGGAGAAGCAGAAGGCCCAGAAGACACCUUACAUUGUUCUCAGUGGGAGUGGGAAGAGCAUGACAGCGAACACACUUAUCAAAUAAGUGGAAAGAAAAUCUAUAUCCAAAUUCCACUGAAGAAUAAAGACUUUGCAGGACCAGAUGAAUAUAUUUAUCUUUUGUGCACAACAAUUCCAUUAAUUUUUAUGUGCAAAAAGCCAAUCGCUGGAAUCUCAUUGGAUGGGUUGUGUGAAGUCAUUAAUGCCUACAUCUUACUGAGAUUGUUCGGGAAGAUGCUUGGCUCUGCAAUGUUGCCUGACUGCAUUCGUCACCGCAGAGAAAACGGAUCGGAAUUGUUUUUUUAAAUUAGGAUUUCUAUAAGAAUGGAGUGUGCUGGAAUCCAGACAUACUCCAAUUUCCUUAUUGAAUUUAAUUUGCAGGCUAUCGCUAAAACCUGUAAUAAAAAUGUUCUAAAAGACAGAUCUUUUAAAAAUUGUUUUAAAUUACUUAAUAAUCCAUAAAGCUGCAUUUUGCAAAAUACAUGAACAGUGAUGCCUUGUGCAGUUGAUACCACGAAGAUUCUAACUCUGAGAUGGACACAUUACUCACACCAAAUUAUGCUAAUGUUUUAUUUCCCACCGUAUACAAAUACAGUAUACGCACACAUACAAUUGAUAUGAAUAUGUAUAGUCUUCCUGUGUGUGAGUACUGAUGUCACUUGUCAUAUGACUCGCGUGAAAGUGUUGGUGAAUCAUUUAACUCAUGGUUAAAUACAACUCUGUAUGACCACUUGAACAAUGUUCAUAUUAAAACUUGUGCAAAAUUUGA
Molecule: messenger RNA, 3129 nt
Organism: Pseudophryne corroboree (corroboree frog)
Lineage: Eukaryota; Metazoa; Chordata; Amphibia; Anura; Myobatrachidae
Gene: SART1
Product: spliceosome associated factor 1, recruiter of U4/U6.U5 tri-snRNP
Exons: 21
Coding region: 109-2406 (765 amino acids)
Biological process (GO): mRNA cis splicing, via spliceosome; maturation of 5S rRNA
Cellular component (GO): U4/U6 x U5 tri-snRNP complex
Source: RefSeq, a predicted model, not a curated record